AUACAGUUCAAAGUGAAAGUCGUUUGUUUCUUUUCUUUUUUCUAUUUUUUUUCUUCUAAUUGUAUUCAUUUAUUAUGGAGAUAGAGGAACGGCGAUUUUUUUAUUGGUCUAUGUUAAUUGUCGCUGUAUCAUCCCAACAAGGUGCUGCUCGUGUUGAUGUUGUCACAGUGUCAGUGAAUGUGGGAGAAUCAGUCACUCUACACAGUGAUGUUAAAACAAACCAACAAGAAGAUAUUAAGUGGUAUUUUAAUGACAUUCGAAUAGCUGAAAUCAGUGGAGAUCUCAGUUUUAUCUGUACAGAUGUUCAGUGUAAUGAAGACACUGAGAGAUUCAGAGACAGACUGAAGCUGGAUCUUCAGAAUGGAUCUCUGACCAUCAUGAACAUCACAAACACAGACUCUGGACUUUACAAAUUAAAGAUCAUCAGAAGCAGCAGCAGCAGUAUCAGUGAAAAGACCUUCAAUCUUACUGUUCAUGGUGUUCCUGUUUCUGAACAAGAUGAAAAUUCAGUGAAGGAGGGAGAAUCUGUCUCUUUAGAUCCUGGUGUAUCAAGACAACCAAAUGAUCUGAUGAGAUGGUAUUAUAAAGACAUUCGCAUCGCUGAAAUCACUGGAUAUAUGAGUAAUGUCUGUAAAGAUGAGUGUAAAGAGAGAUUUGGAGACAGACUGGAGCUGGAUCAUCAGACUGGAUCUCUGACCAUCAUGAACACCAGAAACACAGACGCAGGAGUUUUUAAACUACAGAUCAACAGAAAUGCUCUUCGCAGCAACCAUGCUUUCAGUGAGAAGAGCUUUGUUGUUAACGUUGCUGUUAAUGUUCCAGUUUCAGGUCGGUCUUCAGCUUUUUCAGCAGGAAUAGCUGUUGCUGUCAUUCUGCUUUUAGCUGUGUGUGCUGCGUUUGUGAUUUACUAUCGCAAGCAUCAAGAGAGAAGAGAAGACAUCGGGAUGCAGAACAUUGGUCCGAUCCUUCAGCCGCUGUUGGUUUAUGUUUCAGGUGAUCCUGUUGAAAAGUCAGUGAAGGAGGGAGAAUCUGUCACUUUACAUUCUGGUGUAGUAAGACAACCAAAUGAGGUGAUGAGAUGGUAUUAUAAAGACAUCCCCAUCGCUGAAAUCACUGGAGAUCAGAGUAACAGUAUCUGUUCAGAUGUUCAGUGUAAAGAGAGAUUCAGAGACAGACUGAAGCUGGAUCAUCAGACUGGAUCUCUGACCAUCACAAACACUAGAACCACAGACUCUGGGGAAUAUAAACUGGAGAUCAGCAGAAAGGGUCGUCUUGGCAACAGUGCGAUCAAUGAGAAGAGCUUUGGUGUUAACGUUGCUGUUAAUGUUCCAGAUUCAGGUCGGUCUUCAGCUGCUGCUGCAGGAAUAGCUGUUACUGUCAUUCUGCUUUUAGCUGCGUGUGCUUCUGCGGUUGUGAUUUACUAAAACAAACAUCAAGAGAAAUGAGAAGACAACAGGAUGCAGAACAUUGGUCCGGUAAAUGAUGCUCCAGUGAAUCAAGAGUCAUUACUGUAGGAGACUGCGACAUACUGUUGAACACUACUGAUGGGACAUCCUUAAAUCAGACUGAGGCUGAUUAGCAUUACAUCAUUAAUUACACUAACACUGAAGAGGCAGUGGAAAAUCGAGAAAAAGAGAAAAGCAUCAGUCAAAACCAGUGGUGGACAAAGUACACAAAUCAAGUAAAUAAGUAAAAGUACAGUAAAGUAUAUAUUUAAGGGAAGUCGUGGCCUAGUGGUUAGAGAGUCGGACUCGCAAUUGAAAGGUUGUGAGUUUGAGUCUUGGGCUGGCAGGAGUUGUAGGUGGGGGUAGUGCAUGAACAGCUCUCUCUCCACCUUCAAUACCACGACUUAGGUGCCCUUGAGCAAGGCACUGAACCCACAACUGCUCCCCGGGCGCCGCAGCAUAAAUGAUGAACACUGCUCCGGGUGUGUGUUCACAGUGUGUGUGUUCACUGCUGUGUGUGUGUGCACUUUGGAUGGGUUAAAUGCACUGCAUGAAUUCUGAGUAUGGGUAUGUCACUUUCACUUCCAUACAAAUAUUACUCCAGUAAAAGGAAAAGUACUCCUUUUUUUUUUUUUUUACUCAAGUGAAAGUACAAAAGUACAAACAUUUUUAUGUACUUAAGUAAAAAAAAAAAAAUACUGAUAGAUUUAUUUUGUAAUUUUAUAUACAGUAGGCUACUUAAUUAAAUUUUGUAUUGGCACAUAUAUUUUUUUAUAAUCCAACUGCUCAAAAUAUCUGGGAUUUUCCCAAAAUAACCACUAUAUGGAGUCAAGAUAUAGUUUUGUUAAUGAUACUGACUGUGUUGAUGAGAGUUUACACUGCGAUUUACCCGAGAGAAAACAGAGUUGACCAUAUGAUUUUCACCAGGAAGAAAAAGUUUGUUGUUUUGCAGAACAUCGCAGUUACAUAUGACAUGAGAAUAAGGCCUGAAGUUAGGAAGAACAUUUUGAGAAAAAUAUAAUUAUAUUUUCAUAAUGAUUUAAUUCUUCUCAAACCUUGUCUGUGGUUUAAAAAUACCCCUGGCCAAACGCGGUGCACCUCUUCCCACUUUGAUAAUUACUGUAGUUACCAUGUUCUGAACAUCACAUCCUUUCUUUUCCACCAGAUCUAAUCUAUCUAGGUGGUUGAAAAACAAUAUUUAGACUUUAUAUCUAAAAAUUACCUCAACUUAGCACCAGCAAGCUUGUUAGCUAGACAGGUAGCACCAGCUAAUAAUAUUAACUUAUUUUUAGUAUGAAGCAUUCAUAUCUGUCUACUUGGCUAGUUAAUUCAGACAAUAUAAAAAUUCAGACUGUUAAUAAACAAUAUGAAAAAAGACAUCACAUAGGGCAUGCGUAGCAUUUUAAUAAAACAGUUAACAUUACAGCAGCAGGGGAUUUCAAAAAAAGUUAUUUUAUUAAAUCGGUGUUAUUUUAAGGUUUUUUUUUAUUUAUUUUUUUACCUAAAACAUAAAGACACUGAUGUUGAUUUGUCUGCAAGCAUUUCAGUUGGCUUGAAUAGAGCACGCUUUACAGUAGAUUUAGUUCACAAACAACAGACAGUUUUGACCUAAAUAUGUUUUUCAGUUAAAAUGAUUAAUCCUAAAAUCGACAUUAGUAACCUACAUUUAGUAGCAUCAGUCAUACACAUUCACAAGAUCUCCCGGUUCUCACUUAGUGGUCGACUUGAGAACAGCUACAAUCGGAUCAAAUUUGCGAUCAGAUUUAAUGGUUCACUGAAAAGAAUCAGUUCGUACCGCUUCUGCGCGUCAGAGCACAGUAUAUUAUAAGGAGUAAUUAUGUUUUAUGAAAUGUAGUGAAGUAAUACAUACGAUCUUAUGCUUGGGAAUGUAGUGAACUAAAAGUUGCUCAAAAUAAAACUACUCCAGUAAAGUACAGAUAACUGAAAAAUGAACUUAUGUACAGUAAUGAAGUAAAGCUAUUCUUAGUGUCCACCAUUGGUUGAAACUCACAACACUAACAGAAAAAUACUGUUAUGACACCAAAUUUUCACUGUUCGGUAGACCGGUUAAAUUUCACCACACUAUUUCACACAUUUCAAUACCACCACCUAAUUUGAUGUUCAUUGAUGUUCAUUAUUAGUCAUUUAUAUAAUAAAACGUGUUGCCCAAGUAUUUGUUUUAUAAUAGUAACAUUUCUUAUUCUUCUUAAAAAAAAAAAAAAACAUAUUUCAGUAUUAUGUUAGAGUAUUUCAUAGAAACAGUAGCUAUGUCUAUUUACAUACGCUGAAAACUACCUCCGUUUUUAACGAAAGUUGAGGUUAUCUUUUUACUUCACUGUAAAUCUGAUUAUGUCACAUUCCCUGCGGGCUGGAAUACCCCCUUGCUCUUCAAAGAAAAGAUCUCGUACACAAAACUGCAUUUAUUUGAUUUGAAGGCAACUGUGAGUCAAACAGGUUUUCAGCUACUGAACUGAGUCUGUACUACUGAUACUGUAGGUGCUGUUACUGGAAAACACUGUUAUUGUUAUUGUUACAUUACAAAUGAACCUAGACUUUUUACUAUAACCAGCAAAGGUGCCUUUGGUCAACCAUCUUGGUCAGGGAAAAAAGACGAUUAACAGAAUGUUUAUUUUUUUAAUAUUUUACUUUUUUAUAGCUUUGCAAGCCAUUAACUGUAUUGUUGAUUUAUUGUAUAGUUGUUGAAAAAAUUUACUGAGAUGAUUUAAUAUGUCCCAUGUCUGUACAGCUGUGUUAAAUGUUGUGACUCUGGUAUUCAGCUGGUAGCAAAUACUUCAUGGACAUUUGUGUUUGUUUGUUUUUCAUCUUUUUUGACCAAGUCUCCUUUAAUUGUGUCAUUAUGUGCUGGUGUGUCUUGUUAUUAACCCUGAUUUACUCGCCCAUAUAAGUUCAAAUUCUUUUCUCAUUUAUGACAUUUCAUGUAAGCAGGAAGAUGAUAACUGUGUGAGUGUUAUGUAUAGAGACACAUUCUUGUAUUAUUGUUGUGCUGUGUUUAUUGAUAUUGUCAUUUGUCAGUAUUAUUAAUGGUAACACUUUAUUUUAAAAAUCUUACAUUAGACAGUAAUUAAUGACUAAUAACUUUAUUUGUAAGUGUCUAGUUAUGGAUUUUGCCUUGUAGUGCCUUAUUGCUUUUUCUGACCUAAAACUACUAAUUAGCAAAACAUAAAAACAUUUUUGCAGUU
Messenger RNA from Carassius gibelio (silver crucian carp), 4645 nucleotides. RefSeq lists its product as uncharacterized. Lineage: Eukaryota; Metazoa; Chordata; Actinopteri; Cypriniformes; Cyprinidae. The transcript has 9 exons. The coding region runs from base 75 to 1424 and encodes 449 amino acids. The record is from RefSeq and is a predicted model, not a curated record.